AAACGCAUAAAUUUUACAAUUUAAUUGAACGAACAGAGAGUAUUUUAUACCACGUCGUAUUUUUCGUGAAUUGUCGGAUUAUGUGACCAAACUUGAGUUUUAUUAAUUUUUAUUUUCUCAUGCCUUUUUAAUUUGAUUCUAGUGUAGUUAUUAUGUCGUUUUUUGUUGGUUUUCUGCCUGUUUCACAUAGUUUUUUAACUGGGUUCUGAAAAAUAUAUUUGAGAAAGGCGACGAGAAGCUCCAAGUGCCCCAUAACUUCUGAGUUGGGGCCAAUUUCUUCAACCACUUUUUGUCAAAUUGGUACUGUUCUUCAACUAUAAUUGCACGUUUUAAUCAGGCGUGAUCUCUGUUAACCAGCUUCCAAACUUUUUCCCCCUAUACGAUCCAUCUUAUAUCAAUUUCUGGUGAGCUGAGAUGGACGGGGUGAAGCCAGGAGACAGGGAUAUAGAAACAGCUGUCAGUCCCAGUCCCGAGAGGCAGCAGGCCAGGUCAGAGCAGGCAAUCAUGGCCACAGAAGAGGGGGGCUCAGCGAUUGGGGACCAAAACGAAACUCUCGGUGGAGAUCUGCAAAAACAGGUUUCAUUUGUGGCAGGGGAGGAUGCAACAGAGGAGCAGACAGGCGCAGGGGAAGGGGGUUUCAAGAAACUAGAAGAGGAUGAUGUCGAUGAAAUGGAAGAGAAAGCAAGGAUGAAGCAGUUGAAGCGGAUGAAGGAGGAGCAGACGUACAACCAGUUCACAGGACUGUGUGACAACCUCAUAUCCAACUACUCCACUCUCAACUCAUCCAUUGAAGAAGUUAUGAGUGCAAAAGAUGGCUUGAUGAGCCGAGAUCUUCCUCCCUCCGUGCAGGCCAACAUGGCCCUCAAGAGCUCACGCAUGCUCAGAUCGUACAGUGACCUGCGGGUACCCAUCAAUGAACUGACCAGACUGGUGAGGAACUAUGCCCAGCCGUGGCACCUGAAAAGUGAGGCCCUGAAGAAGCUGCACAGCCAGUAUGACCAGAAGAAGCGCAUGUUGGACGUCGCUCUCAGGAGACUCCAACUCACUGCCGACCAGAUGGAGCAGUUUGAGACGUGGAAGACUCUGUCGCACUGGGAGAAGUUGUACUGUCGGGUGAGUGGGAAGAGAGGCCACGGAAGGAGGUGGAAGUUCCGAUUCACCCACUUCCAGCACAAGGCAGAACAGGGAUUCGAGUACCUUCAGAGCUAUCUGGACGGCAUAGACCGAGAGGGGGACAGAGACCGCACCCCCACCCUACAGUUCAGCAACUCCUUCUCUCUGCAGAAGUCGGCCGCAUUGGGGAUGGAGGGCAUGGAGGACUCCGAUGAAGACGGGGAGGGUGAGGGGGAGGGGGAGGGCAGUGAGGAUGAGGGGGGCAGUGAUGGAGAGGCAGGGGAGGGGAGUGGGAACGAAGACAGCGGAGAGGAAGAUGAAUACGGCGUGAAGAGAAAGGGCAAAAAAUCAGGGAGCUCCAGAAAGUCUGGAUAUGUGAGACCUCCGAUCGAGACAGAAGAAGCGAGCACUUGGACGAAUGAGCAACUGACCGACCGAUUCCUGUGUGCCAGAGUGAUGAAGGUGGAGGGGGCUGGGUUCGCCAAGAGAGAGACCGUAUUUCUCAACAUCCAGUUUGGGGGGAAGAUUCACAACUUCAGCAGCGAACUGGUCGAACAAAUACUCAGCAGAGAACGGCCAAAAAGUGGUGUGAGUCAAGGCUCUUUAGGAGCCACUGGGGACAACAAUCGGUCGGAACAAUCUGCUCAUUCGGAGAGAGACUCCACAAAUGGGCACACUCCAGCAGUUCCGGCUGCCCUGGAAAUGGUGAGGUGGCCCCUGGAAGAGGAAGAGGAGGAGGAUCUGCUGGACUUCGGGAGGGACUGGGAGAAAACAAAUAAGGGCCCAGCGCCGACAGAUAAAAAGGACGAAAAAGACACAAAGAAGAAAAAAGGAGAAGAUGAGAGUCUAAUUAGAAGAGAUGUGAUGGAAUUCAGUCUUCGAGAGAAAAUGGACGGGGAUGUUCUGUGCCACGCCCAGUUGUCAAUUGAGGAUAUUCAGGAUUCGCUGCCGCCCACAGUUGACCUGCCCGACUACUUUGGGGAGGGGGAGGAUGAGGGGGAGUUUCUAUUGAAGGAUGAGCCCACCACUCUGCCCCUGCUGACAGUGCAGGGUAGGGUGGCGGUGGGGGCACUUCAGGUGCACUUCUACUAUGGCACCAGCAAGAGACCCUUCAUCGCACCCAAAGAGGCACAGACGGAGCCCCAUCUGGUGGACAGCGUAGUGGAGAGGAUUCUGGGAGUGGAUCUGAAGAAAGUGUCUCUGGACCAACUGAUUCAGGGUGCAUCCCAGGCAUCCAGGGGACCCCAGAAGGACAGGGCCACAUCUCCAGUCGCAGAGCUAGUCCAAGCUGCACAGCUACAAGAAAUUGAGCAACAACAGUUGAUGCAUCUGUCCGACUAUGAAAAGAGCAUGCUGCAGAAUGUCAAUGCACAAGUUGAAGUGGAGCAGCCCCAAAAUACAGAUCAACCAGCAGAGCAACUGCUAGACGUGGAUGAGAGUGCUACCGGGCAAACUGCUAAUGACCCCUCUAGUAAAACGGGGGAAGAUGGGACUGAAGAAGUGGGAGGGGGAGGGGGCGGUGGUGUCUCGGACAGGUCCGGUGCUUCCUCUGUCAAGUCCAGCGUGGUCAAAGAAGAGCAGGGCAUUUCAACGGAACAGUAUGAGGAAAUCGUAAGAGCCGAGGAAGAGAAAUACACGUCAAUCAUCGAGAACUACAAAGGCGAAGUGGAUGACCUUAGAACUACAAUUGAGCAGCUGCAGAAGUCGCUAGAGGGCGUAAAGAGUGAACUAGCGAGAAAAGAGACGGAGUCAGCUGCCAGACUAGUGGAGCAAAACAAUGCCCUUAUUAAUGAAGAAGCCACGCUCAGAAAAGAAGCUUCUGGUGGAGACGAGACGAGAGAAAGGGGAAGACGGGGGAGCCUGACUGCAGGGAUGCAGCAGGACCCACAGAGACUUCCGGAAAUACAGGAGACAGGAUUACUAGAACACUCGCCAGGAGAGGCCGAAACAACUGCACGUGCUUACGAUAGAAUAGGUGAGUCAGAACUGUAUGACAUCACAAGUGGGGACAACACGAGGAGACCUCACGAGGAUCUUAUGCAGACAGGGAGGACUAUCGACUCGGACCAGGUGUACCACUCGGGCCCAGAGGGGGAGGAGGGGUUCGGAGGGGGGAUGAUGGGGACAGGGACGGGCGAGGGAGAAGAGGUCACAUUCAGAACAGAUGUGGCACAAGCUACGGGUUCGCCCAGGUUUUUCGAUCAUCCGGCACGACCUCGAUCAAAUAAGGCAGAGAGAAACUCUAGAAGUAGGGGUGACCAGCUGGAGGAUGAUGCAUUCGCUGGAGAGGGGGAGAGAGGGGGGAAGGGUAGACGGAAACCCAAGAAGAUCCACCACCCUCUACCGGACUGGACCUCCAACAUGCAGAAAGAUUUCCUACAGCGGCAACGUGAGUUCUCGUCCGAUAGAAGUGUUCACGUGCGUGAAUUGCGCGACACCGUUCAGGGUACGCGAGCAGACCAUAUUGAACGCCAGAUGAAGGGACAACAUAGGUUCAGCCGAGAACCCACACUCAUCCACACCACUAGUAUUAUGGGGGGACAGCUAGAUGAUCUCGGAGGGAACAGUGGUACCCAAAAACCACAUCAUCAUAGUACUGAGUACAUAGAACAAUUCGAAGAAGUGUGUCUGCCGGCUUUGUUCAUGCCUACCAGAACAGGAGUUAUCUACAAUGCCAGGGUGGGCAAAUCAAUUGCACCCUCAGGAGCCCCCCUGCGUCUGACGCAGCCACCUGCCAUCUUCCAGCUUCCCGCUUUGCCCCCCAGUGCCGCUCAACUGAUGGGGGAGGAGUAUGAAUUCGUAGACCUACUAGGCAACACCCCUCUAGUCAGCAAACCCUCCAUGCAACAACCGGGUGGGGGCGGUGCAGGGCCAUACAAUAGUGAGCCAUUCAGCAACUAUGACCAAAACGAUACAAUAACGGAAGCCAUAAAACGAUAUAAUAAAGAAGCGCUAGAAAGUGACCGAAAAGCAGCAGGCAAAUCUAAGAACAAGACGGCCAGCAAUCGACACUUGGUAUCAGUUGGGUCCAAGACAAUCGGAGGAAACUCAUUCUCACCUUGGGGUUCAAACGCACUAAUCAACGAGGAAGCGACAUCUUAGCGUUAAACUAAAACUGAACUCUAUUUUUCUGAAUCCGGCUCAACCGUACAUUGCCCCUCCCAAAUUGUUUUAAGGGGAAAGAAAACAAGGAUUUUUUCAGAAAAUAGAGUAGAAAACAGCCUAAAUUGAUUUAAUUU
Messenger RNA from Symsagittifera roscoffensis, 4352 nucleotides. RefSeq lists its product as uncharacterized. Bases 415 to 4215 code for a protein of 1266 amino acids. NCBI's taxonomy places the organism in Eukaryota, Metazoa, Xenacoelomorpha, Acoela, Convolutidae. The transcript is spliced from 25 exons. The record is from RefSeq and is a predicted model, not a curated record.